This is a messenger RNA of Malania oleifera, 5084 nucleotides long. Its product is annotated as RNA polymerase II C-terminal domain phosphatase-like 3. Gene Ontology annotation, molecular function: RNA polymerase II CTD heptapeptide repeat phosphatase activity. The coding region runs from base 357 to 4274 and encodes 1305 amino acids. Gene Ontology annotation, cellular component: nucleus. Lineage: Eukaryota; Viridiplantae; Streptophyta; Magnoliopsida; Santalales; Ximeniaceae. The record is from RefSeq and is a predicted model, not a curated record. The transcript is spliced from 12 exons.
CGCUCUCUUCCCAUCGCUCUCUCUCUCUCUCUUGAAACUCUUCCGCGGCCCUCUUUUGUGCGUUCUGUGGCUUCUGCUGUAGGUCUAACUCCCUGGUUCAAGCCCGUCUCGCGCCACUCAUUCUUCAUUCCGUCUUCGAGGCAGAGUUCGCGAUCUGAAUAUUAUAAAUUGAUCCGUGCCUGAGAUUGAUCGCUCCGACGAUCCGAUCUUGCAAUACUAAAACGAUUUUCUGGAGAUCCAGUGUGAAACACCUUAAUUUAAUUUUGCUCUUUUUUGGUCGUUUAUCCCGUAAGAUUAAUCUUAAUUGAAGCGAGAAAUUGUGCGUGGAAUUUUUUUAGCUGAGAGUAGAAUAACUUAUGCUUGGGGUUGGAUCAAAUCCAUGUGCGUUGAAUAAUCACAAAUUUGAAGAAGAAACCCUAGCUAGGAUGGGCAAGGAUGAGACUCAAGUUGACGUAGAAGAAGGAGAGAUCUCCGAUUCGGCAUCGAUCGAAGAGAUCAGCGAAGAGGCUUUUAACCAGCAGGACGAUAGGGUUUUGAGAACGAAGGGAGAUUUCAAUGCCAAUGAGAAUUCGAAUUCUAAUGCUAGGGUUUGGACGAUGCGCGAUCUGUAUAAGUAUCGCGUUUGCGGUGGUUAUGCGUCCGGUUUGUACAAUCUUGCUUGGGCACAGGCGGUGCAGAACAAAUCACUUGAUGAUGUCUUGGUGAAGAUUGAUCGGGAUGAGAAUUCUAAGCGGUUGUCCUCAAAUACAGCGUCUGUUAGUAGCAGCAGGGAGGAUAGGAGUAAUACCGAUGUGAUCCCGUCGAAGGAAGUGGCUAAAAUUGUAAUUGAUGAUAGUGGUGAUGAAAAGGAGGAAGGGGAGCUGGAGGAAGGGGAGAUUGAUAUGGACUCAGAGCCGGUCCAGAAUACCGAAGAAGUUGAAGAAGGGGGGUCGAGUAAUGGUUUGAACAUUACCGGGGACGCGGAGGUUAAUAAUUUGAAACAAAUGGAGGUGGAGGCUGUGGAGCAGAAAGUGAGCUCAAUUCGGGAAGCUCUGGAGACUGUGACUGUGAUUCAGGCGGAGAAAUCUUUUGAUGGGGUCUGUUCGCGAUUGCUGAACAUUUUGGAUAGCUUGCAGGACAUGGAUUUCAGAAAAAAUGUUGCUGUAAAGGACACCCUUAUUCAAUUGUUCUUCUCUGCUAUUCAGACUGUUAAUUCUGUGUUCUGCUCCAUGAACCAAGACCAAAAGGAACAGAAAAAAUGCAUUUUGUCAAGGUUGCUUGCACGUGUAAUGGGCCAAGUUCCACCUCUUUUUAUCGGCGAGCAGAUGAAAUUGGUCGAGGCCAUGGGGGCCUCUCUAGAUACUCCUGCUGUUUUAUUGAGUACUAAAUCCAGUGGUGAAGAGAAAGAGGUACACAUAAUUGGUAGUGUGAAUCAGACUGAUUCUGAUUUGUCAGCUGAAAAUGUAGGGCAUGAUUUGAGCUUCUCGAAAAACCUUACUUUAGAUACUACAUCUGUUGAAUCUUUGGAGAAGAAUGGCCCAAACAUGGCAAGCAUUUUGUCUGAGGCUUUGAAACCAGUACUACCUGGCCUUAAGGAUAGAGGGGUUUUUGGGCCGCUGCUAGACCUACACAAGGAUCAUGAUGCAGACAGUCUCCCAUCACCCACCCGGGAAAACACACCCUGUUUGCCUAUACAAGAUAGAUUGACUGCUGGAGAUGGGUUGACUAAAUCAGAAGCAGCUAUAUCAACCAUGGCAUGUGAGAAACAAGAUUCUGUGUUGCAUCCUUAUGAAACUGAUGCUCUCAAGGCUGUUUCAACCUACCAACAGAAAUUUGGUCGGUCUUCGUUUAUGAUCGACAGGCUUCCAAGCCCAACCCCUUCAGAAGAAGGUGAUGAUGGAGAUGGUGAUACUUCUGGGGAGGUCUCUAGUUCUUCUGCUAUUGGUGUUGUCAGAACUGUAAAUCCACCAAUUUUGGCUCCACCUAUUGUAUCUUCUGCCCCCCUUAUGGACAGCUCUAGUGUGCAAGGACUAAUAAAUUCUAGAAAUGUAGGAUCCGUGAGUUCUGGAUCUAAUCCCACUACUACAAGAGCUUCAGCAAAGAGUAGAGAUCCUAGGCUUCGGCAUGCCAAUUCUAAUGCUAGCAUAAUGGAUCUCAAUCACCGACCUUUGUCUGUGGUGUAUAAUGCACCUAAAGUGGAGCCCCUUGGAGAAAUUAUAAGCUCAAGAAAGCACAGGACUGCAGAAGAUUCUGUUUUGGAUGGUCCUGCAGUGAAAAAGCCAAGGAAUGGGUUGACAAAUUCUGGCAGUAGCAGUGAUGUGUUGACUGUUGCCGGACGUGGUGGCUGGUUGGAGGAUAGUGAGCAGUUUACAAACAAAAACCAGUUGAUAGAGAGUACUGAUUUGGAUCAUAUGAAAUUGGAUAAUGGAGUUACAUGCCCUGGUGCUGGUAUUCGUGUUCAACAAAAUGUCACAGUAGCUGGUAGUGAGCAGUUGCCAACAAUAGGAAAUGGAACCAGUGCUUCUUUGCCUGCUAUAUUGAAAGAUAUUGCAGUGAACCCAACAUUGUUGAUGAAUUUACUUAAAAUGGGAGAACAGCAAAGGUUAUCGGCGGAAGCCCAGCAGAAAUCUGGUGAAUCCGCAAAAAGUACGGUUCAACAUCCGCGCAUCAAUUCAAUACUAGGUGCACUUUCUCCAGUGAAUAUUUCUCCAUUGAUGCCCUCAGGUAUUGGGCAGAGUCUACCUGGAAAACUUCAAGUUCCUUCUCCGAUGGCUCCAAUGAACCCACCAGAUGAGUUGGGAAAAAUCCGCAUGAAGCCCCGUGACCCUCGACGUAUUCUCCACAAUAAUACUUUUCAAAAGAAUGGGAGCUUGGGAUCUGAACAGCCAAAAGCAAAUGGAGCCCCAAUCUUGAACAUCCAGGGUAGCAAGAACCAUUUGAAUUCCCAGAAGCCAGAGGACCUGGCAGAUGCAAAUUCCAUGUCUUCUCAAUCAGCUGCAGCCCCGGAUAUUGUUCGUGAAUUUACAAAGAAUCUGAAAAAUAUUGCUAAUCUUAUGUCAAUUUCCCAGGGUUCAGCAGCUCCUUCGGUUCCUCAAAUCCCUCUCUCGCAGCCAGUACAAGGUAGUGCAGAGAGGAUGGAUGUAAAAUCUGCAAUUUCCAGUUCUGAUAACCUUAGAACUGGCACUGUUUUGACACCUGAUGAAGGUGCAGCAGGUCCAUCACAAUCACAGAACACCUGGGGAGAUGUUGAACAUCUGUUUGAAGGAUAUGAUGAUCAGCAAAGAGCUGCCAUCCACAGAGAGAGGGCUAGGAGGAUAGAAGAGCAGAAGAAAAUGUUUGCUGCUGGGAAGCUCUGCCUGGUCUUGGAUCUGGACCACACACUUCUUAAUUCGGCCAAGUUUGGUGAAGUAGACCCACUGCACGAUGAGAUCUUGAGAAAGAAAGAAGAACAAGACCGUGAAAAACCGCAAAGGCAUCUCUUCCGCUUUUCUCAUAUGGGAAUGUGGACAAAAUUGCGGCCUGGAAUAUGGAAUUUUUUGGAGAAGGCUAGUAGGCUUUAUGAACUACAUCUAUAUACAAUGGGGAACAAGCUGUAUGCUACGGAGAUGGCAAAAGUUCUUGAUCCUAAGGGUGUUUUGUUUGCUGGACGUGUUAUUUCUAGGGGUGAUGAUGGGGACCUUAUUGAUGGUGAUGAGAGGGUUCCAAAGAGUAAGGAUUUAGACGGGGUUCUGGGUAUGGAAUCAGCUGUUGUAAUUAUAGAUGAUUCUGUGAGAGUAUGGCCUCAUAACAAGUUAAAUUUGAUAGUAGUAGAAAGGUAUACUUAUUUCCCUUGUAGUAGACGCCAGUUUGGGCUCGUAGGACCUUCUUUGCUUGAAAUUGAUCAUGAUGAGAGAUCUGAAGAUGGGACUUUGGCGUCCUCUUUGGCGGUUAUUGAGAGGAUACAUCAGAUUUUUUUCUCGAAUCGGUCCUUAGACGAAGUUGAUGUGAGAAACAUUCUAGCCUUGGAGCAGCGGAAGAUUUUGGCUGGUUGCCGUAUAGUCUUCAGCAGGGUGUUUCCUGUUGGUGAAGCUAAUCCUCACCUACACCCAUUGUGGCAGAGUGCUGAGCAGUUUGGUGCUGUGUGCACCAACCAGAUUGAUGAACAGGUUACCCAUGUGGUUGCUAAUUCUCUUGGCACUGAUAAGGUGAAUUGGGCUCUUUCCACAGGAAGACCUGUUGUCCAUCCUGGCUGGGUGGAAGCCUCGACUUUGCUUUACCGGAGGGCGAACGAACAAGACUUUGCCAUUAAACCCUAAGAAAAUUCAUCCUCCUAAGCCUCAUACUCCAUCUGGGAAAUUUUAAAAAUUAGAAAACCAUAAAUUGGUAAAUUACAAACAGUGGGGUAAAAAAGGGGGGUUGGGGGGAGAAGGGUAUGGUGGUACGUACCGAAGACCGAGGUCGGCCCAGUUAUUUUUCCUUUAAAGGCCAGCAACUGCUGUCUCUUCCAUAGCAUGUCCGCUAAGCCGGGAGGCUUUGUCACUAACCCGGUCUAAUUCACCGAGCUGGGAGGUUUUGUUAUUAACCUGGAUCAGCUUGGCCCAGCCCGGUGCGGUUCUGACCGGUCAGGGGUACAAUCCUUCAUUAUCUCAGCUCUGAAAUGAAGGUAAAAGUGGGGUAUCAACAGUUGGAGAGGAGUUUGGGGAGGGCGGAAUUUUUUUAAAUCCUUUGUGGGCAAUAUUAUUCACCAGAAAAGAGAUGUGACUACGAGUUUCAAUACCAAAAUCAAAAACUUUGAAAUUGGAUUUAAGAGUGAAACUGCAUUCUUAAACGGCUAUAAUUGUAGAAAUAAUUAAAGAAGGAACACGGAAUGCUCGAAGGAAAAAUAAAGUUGUUGUGAGGUUUGUUUUCUUUCUUUUUCCUUUUCUAUUAUUAAAUUUAAAAAAUCAAAUUAUAUAAUAUAAACAGUGGCCCGAUAACUCGGAUGGUUUGAAGUUUCAGUCAGGCCACUUGAAUGAUUUUAAUGGGAAUAAAAUUUCAAUUCAAGGUGGUUCAAAUGUUCAAUAAUUAUGUAUUUAUCAGAAUGUGACAUUUGUGCGAAAUUAAUAAACGGCUAGAAUUUACUAAAG